Dovyalis caffra is the source of this 933-nucleotide messenger RNA. The record is from the annotation of a GenBank genome assembly. Lineage: Eukaryota; Viridiplantae; Streptophyta; Magnoliopsida; Malpighiales; Salicaceae.
AUGGAAACUCAGUCUUAUCCUUGGCUGGUCAUGCGUCGUGAGAGUGAUGGGCAACGGUGUACCUUUUACAGUAUAUCAAAAAACAGAUAUUACACAAAAGUGAUUCCAAGUAUGCAAAAUAAAGAAAUAUGCACUUGCUCUUAUGGAUGGUUGGUGUUGAGAUAUCUCACUUCAAAAGAUUGUCACCUUUUGAAUCCCUUCUCUAUGGACGAGAUUCAACUUCCUCGAUUGGAAAACAACUACGAGUGUUGUGUUUUAUCAUCAUCGCCAAGCGACUCAGAUUGCUAUAUUCUAUUCAAUACUUAUGAUGAUGAUCAGGAAAAAAUUGUUAUGUUUUACCAACCAGAUGGAGAUGACAAAUUUAUUAAAAAGGAAAUCGACGUUGGUUUUGAGUUUGACUUUUUAACAGCAAUAAUGAUUGAAGGGAAGUUAUAUGGUUUCAGACUUCGACAUAGUUUGGUUUGUUUUAGUUUCAAGGGUAUUGAACUUGAGCCCAAGAGUGUGUUAAUGGAGGAAUUUGCUUGGCCAUCCAAUCGAAAUAUAUACCGUUUUCGGAACUAUCUGGUAGAGGCUUGUGGCGAGCUCUUACUUGUACACAAGAUGUUAUUUGGAUUGGACUUGGCAGAGGUGCGUGGCUUUUUGGUGUUUCGAUUUGAUUUUUCAGAAAACAAAUGGGUGAAAACGAACAACCUCAAAGGAUGCACCAUCUUUCUUUCCGAGAGAAGAGGCAUGGCUUGCUCUGCAGCAGAAUUGGGUGUUAAACAAAACUCAAUCUACUUUAUACAACCAUCAGACACAUGCCUUCGCGUUUUUGACUUGGAGGAUGAUACUUUUUCAUUAACUUUGCCUUGUCCCACAAUAAGCUGUGAUGCGGAAUUCGAUUGGAUUACUAUCUUGCAAGAGACAAGAACAAAAUAUCCUACCAAAAUUUAA